AUGGUCCCUCGGGUCCCGUUUGAACUGGAACUUAGUUAUUUUCGCGGUAGGGAGCCAAAGACUUAUCGCCACGAACGCCGCGCCACUUCAGUGCUCUUGGUAUUGUAUGGCAAGGUGGAUUGUUCAGCCAAAGUGGACAGGAAUGCCCGGCGAAAUGCCUGCGAUUCCCCGGCUUGA
Pyricularia oryzae 70-15 is the source of this 177-nucleotide messenger RNA. RefSeq lists its product as uncharacterized. The transcript has 2 exons. Bases 1 to 177 code for a protein of 58 amino acids. The record is from RefSeq and is a predicted model, not a curated record. Lineage: Eukaryota; Fungi; Ascomycota; Sordariomycetes; Magnaporthales; Pyriculariaceae.